Molecule: messenger RNA, 5823 nt
Organism: Misgurnus anguillicaudatus (oriental weatherfish)
Lineage: Eukaryota; Metazoa; Chordata; Actinopteri; Cypriniformes; Cobitidae
Source: RefSeq, a predicted model, not a curated record
GAGAGAGAGAGAGAAAGAAAGUGUGUGAGAGAGAGGAUGGAUAAGGUAAACGUCUGAUCUCUCUUUCUCCUCCGGGUUUGUUCAGUCUCUUGUGGCCGGACGCGCGCGCACACGCACACAGAGCGCUCGCGAGCGGCGGGCAGGCGGCUGCAGGUGAAGAGAUGAUGAUGAUGAUGAAGAAUCCACGGAUUACCGCAGUGACACCACUGGUUGUUUUAUUAAUACUGCACGUGACGCGAGCAGCAGCAAAUCCCAUUGAUGUGCUGAAGACUUUGGACCUAUCAGACUCCAUGGAGGGCGUGUCAUUGGAGGCGGGGCUGUGUACGAGUAGGCAGGGCACUGAGGAGGUGGACCUCGCUUAUAAAAUAGAAAAAAAAAUCCAAGUUAGCGUGCCAACCAAACAGCUUUUCCCAGACUCAGAUUUUCCGGUGGAUUUUUCUCUGAUGGUGACGGUCCGGGCGAGACGUGGUGCUCAGUGUUUUCUUCUCUCUGUGUAUGACAGCGAGGGGGUACAGCAGCUAGGUGUAGAGCUCGGACGCUCGCCUGUCUUUCUCUAUGAAGAUCACAACGGUCAGCCCACACCUGACCUCUACCCUGUUUUUAAAAAGGUCAACCUGGCCGACGGCAAGUGGCACAGAGUGGCGUAUAGUGUGGAAGGUCAGAAGGUCACACUUUUUCUGGAUUGUCAGGAAGUAGCGACCCUUGACCUUCCCAGAGGCCAGGAUCCUAAAGUGAGCACAGAGGGCGUGACUGUGUUUGGGACACGAUUGCUGGAUGAAGAAGUGUUCGAGGGUGAGAUUCAGCAGUUGUUGAUCGCUCCAGACCCCAGAGCUGCUGCUACCUACUGUCACACCUACAUACCUGACUGUGACUCCGCCCUCCCGUACAACAGCUUAACACUGGACCCUGUGGAGAUUCAGAGACCCUCUAGAAAACCUGUUGAAGAAGACUUUGAUGAUCUUUACAAUGACAUCCUAUACAAUGAUCUCUCCACACUUUCUCCAGGAGAUAAGAGCACUGAAUAUGAGGUUGUGGAGUAUGACGACUCUGAGAAUGGCACCGAAUAUUUUAAGGAAUACACCGAAUAUCACGAAUAUCAUGAUGAAUAUGAUUAUAGACCAGCAGAGAGAGAGGAACAGAUCUACAAUGGACAGUCUUCAUUUGGUUCAGAGAAAGGGGAGAAAGGAGAGCCGGCAGUAUUAGGAGAGGGCACCCUGAUUGUAGGACCUCCCGGUCUUCCUGGUCAUGAGGGUAUGCCGGGUGAAGCCGGUCCAAUGGGACCUCCAGGACCAAUCGGAGAUCCAGGAGAUCCGGGUCCUGAAGGUCAUCCAGGGCUUGCAGGGGCUGAUGGGAUACCAGGUCCUCCAGGCACACUGCUGAUGUUACCGUUUCAGUUUGGUGGUGAUGCUAGUCAGGGUCAGGUGAUAUCCGCUCAAGAAGCUCAAGCUCAAGCAAUCCUCCAGCACACAAAGCUGUCUUUGAAAGGACCACCGGGACCACUGGGACUUACUGGACGUCCAGGUCCACUGGGUUCUCAAGGGCCGCGGGGUUUAAAGGGUGAUCAUGGAUUAACAGGACCACCGGGUCCUCGUGGGAUACCUGGAAUACCAGGACUGAAUGGUAAAAUAGGAAAAAGAGGUCGUGGUGGUAAUGAUGGAGGUCGAGGUGAACCAGGUGAAACCGGAGUUAAAGGUGACAGAGGGUUUGAUGGUUUACCGGGUCUUCCUGGAAAUAAAGGUCACAAGGGAGAUCCAGGCAAGAAAGGUCCAUUUGGUCCCCCAGGAGGCCCAGGAGAAAAGGGAUCAGAUGGUCAGCCGGGUCCGAGAGGUCAGCCAGGAGAGCCUGGUCUGGCGGGGUUAACGGGAUCACGGGGUCCACCCGGUCCUCCAGGACCACAGGGUAUCCGUGGGAUUGAUGGGGCUCAAGGCUCAAAGGGAAAUUUGGGGCCAGUUGGAGAAUCUGGGGCCCCGGGACAACAAGGAAACCCAGGAUUCCAGGGUUUUCCUGGAGCUCAGGGAUUGAUUGGAUUACCAGGAGAAAAGGGUCCACAGGGAAAGAAAGGAAUGAAGGGGUUACCUGGUGUGGACGGUCCUCCGGGUCAUCCAGGAAGAGAAGGACCACCUGGAGAGAAAGGACUUCCGGGUGCAGCAGGUGUUCAGGGGCCUGUUGGAUAUCCUGGACCCAGAGGAGUCAAAGGUGCUGAUGGCCUCAGGGGGUUAAAAGGCAGUAAAGGAGAGAAGGGUGAAGAUGGUUUUCCUGGAGCAAAAGGAGAAAUGGGUGCUAAAGGAGACAAUGGAGAUUCAGGGCCUCCAGGUAUGCGUGGUGAAGACGGUCCUGAGGGUCUUAAAGGACUGGGUGGCCCUAUAGGUGAAGCUGGACCAGCGGGCAUUGCUGGAGAAAAGGGAAAGCUGGGUAUUCCAGGUUUACCUGGUUACCCGGGUCGUCAGGGUUUAAAGGGUACGGAUGGUUUUCCAGGACCAGUUGGAGUUCCAGGUGAAAAAGGGAAGAAGGGUCCACCGGGUCCUGCGGGGGCCGCCGGUCAGAGGGGUCCCAAUGGUGCUCGAGGUGGAAGAGGUGCAAGAGGUCCCACUGGAAAAUCAGGAGAGAAGGGGUCUGCAGGACAUGACGGGCCUCCAGGGCCCACAGGAGAGAGAGGCCCACAAGGACCUCAGGGUCGUGCAGGAGAGUCAGGACCCAAAGGACCCAAUGGACCUGCCGGGAAGGACGGCCUGCCGGGUCAUCCGGGCCAGCGGGGGGAGCCGGGUUUCCAAGGAAAAACAGGCCCUCCUGGACCCACAGGUGUUGUUGGACCACAGGGUAAUUCAGGAGAGACUGGACCGAUGGGAGAGAGAGGACACCCGGGCACUACAGGACCUGCUGGAGAGCAAGGCUUACCUGGAUCCGCUGGGAAAGAAGGUGCAAAGGGUGACCCUGGAGGUCCGGGUACAUCAGGAAAGAGCGGUCCGCAGGGUCUGAAAGGUUUCCGUGGAAGUCGAGGAGCACCGGGUGUCAUGGGGCCGGUUGGAUUAAAGGGAGGCGCUGGGCCUAUCGGAGGCGCUGGACCUCCGGGGCCCACAGGUGAAAGGGGACCAUCUGGACUGGCUGGUGCCAUUGGUCAGCCCGGUCUUGCCGGAUCUGUCGGUGGUGCUGGACCAACAGGAGAGAAAGGAGAACCUGGAGAGAAAGGCCUGAUUGGACCUGCAGGACAGGAUGGAGAGCAGGGUCCUGUGGGUUUACCAGGAGCUGCUGGCCCUCCAGGACCUCCAGGAGAGGAUGGAGACAAGGGGGAAACAGGAGCUCCAGGACAGAAAGGCAGCAAAGGAGACAAAGGAGAAACGGGGCCUGCAGGUCCAGCCGGCACACAGGGGCCCGAGGGACAACCAGGAGCUCCAGGUGUAGACGGGGAGCACGGUCCUCCGGGACAGCAGGGCAUGUACGGUCAGAAGGGCGAUGAAGGUGCCCGAGGCUUUAAAGGAUCCAGAGGCCCGAUGGGUUUACAGGGAAUGCCAGGUCCUCCUGGAGAGAAAGGUGAAAGUGGGCAUUCUGGUCUGCUGGGCCCCCCGGGUCAGCUCGGGCCAAGAGGACCUCAAGGACCCUCUGGUGGACAGGGUCCUCCUGGUCGUCCUGGAGUGCGAGGUCAGCCUGGUGCUGUGGGUGAGAAGGGUGAAGAUGGUGAAUCUGGAGAUCCUGGAGCUGUGGGAGUUUCUGGCAGCACAGGAGAGAAAGGAGAUCUGGGUGAGAAAGGAGACACAGGACCACCAGGUGCUGCAGGUUCACCAGGAACCAGAGGUCAAUCUGGAGAAGAUGGAGCUAAAGGCAAUGCUGGUCCUAUUGGUUUUCCUGGAGAUAUGGGAGCUCCUGGAGAGCCGGGUGUUAACGGGAUCGAUGGCAGUCCGGGAUUUAAAGGAGAUCAUGGAGAUCCUGGAAAACCUGGACCUCCGGGAGCCUCUGGAGAGCCGGGUCCACCGGGAAGACCAGGACGAAGGGGUCAUAUAGGUCCUCAAGGUAAAGAUGGACGUGCGGGUCUGAAAGGAGAUAAGGGCGCUCCUGGAUAUGAAGGAGUUCUGGGAAAGACAGGGCCUGUAGGAGGUCAAGGGAACCCAGGGAAAGCCGGACCUCAGGGACUUCCAGGAAUUCCUGGACCAGCGGGUGAACAAGGCUUGAAUGGACCGCCGGGUCAAACUGGACCUCCUGGGCCAAUGGGCCCAGCUGGACUGGCAGGACUAAAGGGAGAUUCGGGAAAGAAAGGAGAUAAGGGUCAUGGUGGUCUGAUUGGUCUGAUCGGACCCCCGGGUGAGUUUGGAGAGAAAGGUGAUCGAGGACUGCCAGGUAACCAGGGACCACAGGGAGCAAAGGGAGAUGAGGGUCCAGUUGGACCUCCAGGACUUACCGGACCGCCGGGACCACCAGGACUGUCUGGAUCAAUGGGACAAAAGGGAUCUAAGGGCAACCAGGGGCCUAUUGGACUGAGAGGAGACACGGGUCCUGCUGGACCACCCGGACCACCAGGUUCUCCUGCAGUAGGAAUGGCAUCUUCUCCAGUACUGGAUAAUGGCAGAAAGAGGCGGAGACAUUCUGAUGUGGAUGGAGCAGCUGUGGAGGAUGAUGAUGAUGAUGGAGUGAUGCAGGAUGAUGAAGGUCAGGUGGAUGAGGUGUUUGCGUCUCUGGCCUCCAUGAGGACUGAUGUCGAGGGACUCAGAACACCACUGGGCACCUACCACAGUCCAGCCCGAACCUGUAAAGAGCUCUUCAUGUGUCACCCAGAGUAUUCUGAUGGUGUGUACUGGAUUGACCCGAAUCAGGGUUGUCAUAGAGAUGCGUUUAAGGUGUUCUGUAACUUCACAGCAGAAGGUGAAACGUGUUUGCAGCCUCACAGCAGCUUCCAGUCGGUCAAAAUAUCAUCAUGGAGCAAAGAGAAACCAGGAACCUGGUACAGCCAAUUCAAGAAGGGAUCUCAGUUCUCUUAUGUAGAUAUGGAUGGCAACUCUAUUCACGUGGUUCAGUUGGGUUUCCUGAAGCUCUUAAGCGCGACAGCUCGACAGAGUUUCACAUACUUGUGUCAGAACUCAGCAGGAUGGCUGGACAGCGCCUCCCUCAGUUACAGACACGCACUGCGCUUCAGAGGAGCCAACGGCCAAGAGCUGACACAACAAAACACACAUUAUAUACAGCCAAUACAUGACGGAUGCCAGUGGCGUUCAGGUCAGGAUCGGAGCGUUCUUCAGGUGGAUUCACCGCAGUCAGAUGUUCUUCCUCUUAUGGAUGUGGCUGUGAUGGAUUUUGGAAACUCGAAGCAGAAGUUUGGGUUCAGUUUGGGAAGCGUGUGCUUUAAUGGCUAAAGAGACUUCAUAUUUAUACAUCAGCGCUGAACGCCAGCCAAUCAUUUCUCACGGAUAACAGGAAGUUAUGCUUGAAGGGUCAUCAUGUGACCCCAAGACUAACCAGUGCACUGCAUGAUGAUUUACUUUCAUACACAGUCCAAAACUUUCCUUGUGUUGUUUACUGGAAUCAAACCUCAUAAGAAUCAUGUUUAUUCUUUAUUGAAAGAUGUGGAUGUAUAUUUGUAUGUUUGUUUGAAUGUUUAAUCUUGGUGCUACAUGAGAUGAUAUUUUAACUUGUUUACACGAUGACGAUGAUGAUGAUUUGUAUGUGAAUUCUGGGAGAUUAUUUUAUCUUGAGGUCAUCAUGGACAUCUGUGUGGAGAUAUUCACAUGUUUGUUUGUUUAUUAUGUUUAUUAUAGAUGAAAAUACUUUUUUAUUAUAAAUAUUGUUUGGGAGGAGAGAGUUUUGAAUAAAACUAACACUUAAAAAGACUCUGAUGUU